Pygocentrus nattereri (red-bellied piranha) is the source of this 1856-nucleotide messenger RNA. RefSeq names its product acyl-CoA dehydrogenase medium chain (gene acadm). The record is from RefSeq and is a predicted model, not a curated record. Gene Ontology annotation, biological process: medium-chain fatty acid catabolic process; fatty acid beta-oxidation. Gene Ontology annotation, cellular component: mitochondrion. The transcript is spliced from 12 exons. NCBI's taxonomy places the organism in Eukaryota, Metazoa, Chordata, Actinopteri, Characiformes, Serrasalmidae. Bases 139 to 1410 code for a protein of 423 amino acids. Gene Ontology annotation, molecular function: medium-chain fatty acyl-CoA dehydrogenase activity; flavin adenine dinucleotide binding.
GCAGGGCGACGAAGCGCUGGUGGGUGUGGCUGCGCGCUCGGAGCGGUUAGUCGGGCGAAGAGGCUCCGGAGGGUGUGGUUGCGCGCUCGGAGCGGUCAGCAGAGCGGUCAGCAGAGCUGAGAGACGAGCGCAGUAAACAUGCUGAAUUUCGGGAAGGUCUUGCGGGCAGGUGUUCGGGCAGGUCUGCAGUUUCAGAGCAAAGGAGCUGCAACAGGAGCUCAAGUGGCCAGCGCAGCCAAAGCGUCCCAUGGGAUAUCUUUUGAACUCACUGACCAGCAGAAGGAAUUCAAGGAGGUAGCCAGAAAAUUUGCUCAGGAAGAGAUUAUUCCAGUCGCUCCGGAGUAUGACCGCAGCGGCGAAUAUCCAUUUCCCCUCAUCCGGAGGGCGUGGGAGCUCGGCCUGAUGAACUCCCAUAUUCCAGAGGACUAUGGGGGUCUGGGUCUGUCCAGCUUCGACUCCUGUCUCAUCACAGAGGAGUUGGCGUAUGGAUGCACAGGAGUGCAGACGGCUAUCGAGGCUAACUCUCUCGGACAAAUGCCGGUCAUCAUCGCUGGUAAUGAAGCUCAGAAGAAGAAGUAUCUGGGCAGGAUGACCGAGGAGCCGCUCAUGUGUGCGUACUGUGUGACGGAGCCCGGCGCAGGCUCCGACGUGGCUGGCGUAAGGACUCGAGCUGUGAAGAAAGGGGACGAAUACAUCAUCAAUGGCCAGAAAAUGUGGAUCACCAACGGAGGAAAAGCUAACUGGUAUUUCUUGCUGGCCCGCACAGACCCUGACCCCAAAUGCCCAGCCAGCAGAGCGUUCACAGGCUUCGUCAUCGAGGCGGACACUCCGGGAGUUCAGCCCGGCAAGAAGGAAAUGAACAUGGGUCAGAGGUGCUCAGACACUCGUGGGGUCACCUUCGAGGACGUGAGAAUCCCCAAAGAGAACGUCCUGCUCGGCGAGGGAGCGGGAUUUAAGAUCGCCAUGGGGGCUUUCGACAAGACUCGACCUCCUGUUGCUGCAGGUGCAACAGGACUGGCUCAGAGAGCUCUGGAUGAGGCCACCAAGUAUGCCUUAGAGAGAAAGACUUUUGGCAGGCUUAUUGCUGAUCACCAAGCCAUUUCCUUCAUGCUGGCGGAGAUGGCCAUGAAGGUGGAGCUGGCCAGGCUGGCCUAUCAGAGAUCAGCAUGGGAGGUGGAUGAUGGCAGAAGGAACACUUACUACGCAUCCAUCGCUAAAGCCUACGCCGGAGAUAUCGCCAACCAGGUCGCGACUGAUGCCGUCCAGAUUUUUGGCGGGAAUGGAUUCAACAGUGAAUACCCUGUGGAGAAACUAAUGAGAGACGCGAAGAUUUAUCAGAUUUAUGAAGGAACUGCUCAAAUCCAAAGGCUCAUCAUCUCACGAGAGCAUCUUGCGAAAUACAAGCGGUGAACGUGUCCCAAGACGUCACCAGCAGGAGCACUUGUUUAGUUUGAAGGGGUAGUGGGUGGGGCUGACAUGUUAAAAUGGCUCUAAAUGAUCACACUAAUUCAGGUUCUGUUGUUUUAACAUGAGCCGCUGUCCAACGUGAAAUGUCAGUAGCCCGAUUGUUCAGACCGCGUCUUUUUAAGAUCAACAAACAGUUUGGUUUCUAUCUUCUGCACCAUUUGCAGGCUCUUCUACACAUGAAUGGUUUUGAUCUGUGGAUCUCAGGAUUGUCACUAAUGCUAUUAGUGGUUUGCCUUAAUUGUGUCGACUGACCUUGAUCAUAUAUUGUAUAUUACGUAGAACAAUUAAGUUGGAACUGAACAAUGAAAGAAUGAACAGCGCAGAACAUGUAAUGCGUAAGCUUUUCUAACUGGUAUGACUUCCAAUAAAUAAAGAUUAAUGUAAAAAUA